AUGGAAAUAUUUGGUGCGGAAGCUUUGCGAAAAGUAUAUGUCAAUGAGGCGCGUAACACUGGACAUGUGGAACCGCUGCAGGUGGUGCCACCUAAAAGAUCGAAAUUUGAAUUGGAAGUGAUGCAGGAGACGGAUGAGGAAUCGGAGUCGGAAUCCGAACUGAGUGAGCUGUCCAGUGUGCUGACGAGUCUGAGUGACACAGAUUCUGAAACAGACAGCGAAUGGCUGAAAAGAUUCCCAAAAACGAACAACACUGAUGAUUCCGAGAAACCGGAAACUACUGCUAUAAAUCACUAA
Gongylonema pulchrum is the source of this 297-nucleotide messenger RNA. The record is from the annotation of a GenBank genome assembly. NCBI's taxonomy places the organism in Eukaryota, Metazoa, Nematoda, Chromadorea, Rhabditida, Gongylonematidae.